Messenger RNA from Pseudovirgaria hyperparasitica, 1425 nucleotides. RefSeq names its product NAD(P)-binding protein. Gene Ontology annotation, molecular function: zinc ion binding; oxidoreductase activity. Gene Ontology annotation, cellular component: mitochondrion. The transcript is spliced from 3 exons. Bases 357 to 1373 code for a protein of 338 amino acids. NCBI's taxonomy places the organism in Eukaryota, Fungi, Ascomycota, Dothideomycetes, Acrospermales, Acrospermaceae. The record is from RefSeq and is a predicted model, not a curated record.
CUCUCAAGAGUGCGGACGAAUGUUGGCGCACGAAAUUUUCCGACUCGUGAUAGACAGCUAAAGUCUCCUGUCAAAGAUACACUCGGAUCGACCAUGCGUCGCAAUUAGACCGAAUUCUUUGUCCAUAGAAUGAGAACCAAACAUAACUGCAUCAUAUAACGCCUUUUCCAACAAGAGUGCUGCUCUAAAGAUCACUCGCGUAGCUUAGGCGUACUCAUGGUAUAUAAAGAAGCCAUAUCCAAGUCUCCCCAAGACAGACUCUCAAAACACCUGAGCCCAUCCAUAAAUCACCCCAGCCUCAUCUCGAGUCCCAAGAGCCCAACGUGUCCUCCUCACAAAACAAACUCCCCAGCACAAUGCAAGCCUGGCAAUUCACUCGCACCGGCCCAGCACGCGCCAUUCUCUCGCUCCAAUCCAUCCCCGUUCCACCACGCCCCAUAGACAACGAGGUCCUCAUCCGUAUCACCCACAGCUCGCUCAACGGUGGCAGCAACCUCCUCUUGACCCUGAUUCCAAUGUUAUUCCGCAGCCCGCCCUGCACGCCUGGCAUCGAGUUCUCGGGCGUCGUUGAAUCUGUUGGCCCGUCGUACUCGAAGACGAAUCUGCUGCCUGGCACGCGUGUCUUUGGCACGCUCGAUAAGCGUGCUCAUGUUAGGGGUAAGGGCGCGUUGGCGGAGUGGCUGCUGGUGAAGGAGGGUGAGGUUGUGAUGGUUGCGGUUCCAGAGGGCGUGGAGCUUUCGCAGGCUGCUGCUAUGUCUGCGAGUGGGUCCACGGCUGUGUCGAUGUGUUUGAGGGCUGGGUUGAAGGGAGGCGAGCGAGUGCUGGUGAAUGGAGCGAGCGGUGGGGUGGGCAGUUUGCUGGUGCAGAUUUUGAGGAACUUGGGUGUGCGGGAGAUUGUGGCUGUUUGCUCGGGAAAGAAUGCAGACUUUGUGAAGAGGCUUGGUGCUGAUGAGGUCUUGGACUACAACGUCGCGCCUGUUGAGCAGCAACUGAUCGACAAGUUCUCUGCGAGACCGUUCGACGUCAUUAUGGACACUGUAGGCAUACAGUCGAUCUUCACAGACAGCCCACACUAUCUCAAGAAUACCGGCGUCUUCGUCAAUGUCGGGGCGAUGGCCAACGGUCCGUGGCUGGGGUUCUGGUAUUGGUUUCUCAAUUCCAACCUUCCUCUUCUGUUGGGCGGCAUACCCAGGAAGUACAUCAUGUUCAGCAACAACAUUGACGAAGAGCAGCUAGGCAUGCUCGCACACUGGGCUGGCGAAGGUAAGCUUGUUGUACCAGUUGACCAGACGUUCGAGUUGGACAGGGCACUUGAUGCGUAUGAUUUAGUAGAGAGCGGCAGAGUACGAGGGAAAAUCGUCAUCAACGUCUAGAAGCUUCAAUAAUGAUGAAGGAUCCUCAUAGUGUGGUGUGGCAAAAGAAGAG